AUGUUGGCUCUUCGGGACCAGGAGAACUUGGUACACGCCCACCAAACUGUGGCGGCGUCCAAGCCUCUAAACCAGGGCGUGAAACAACUGCAGACAAAGACCCCAGGCGCUCGUGCCCCGAAGACCCCAUUCAAAAUCCCAUUGAGCGAUGAGAAUGACCCCUUGGCCUUUGGAAAGAAGACUUUGAAAGCAACCGGUAAACAGAACGAGAACGUGAAGCCUUCCGCCAAAGAUGCUUUUGUUACUCCACUGGCAAAUCCUCGCAGUCGGGCUCCCCUAGGCAUGAAAACGACCAAUGCCAAAGCCAAAGGAGUACAGACUCCCGCAGCCCCCGCGGGUACCGUGAAGCCGGAAAGAACGACCAAGAGAGGAUCAACACAAAAAGUCAAGAAAUUCGCCCCAUUGGUUGACCAGAGCCAGACCAAAGUUCAAGAAAAGCCAGCUCAGGAUGACGUCCCCGAUAUUGAAUACAUGCCGCCUAAGCCAAAAGAACUCUCAGAUAUUCCCGACGAAAUUACCUACGAUACUACGUUCCCCCAGUUUCAAGCAAAGAAUCUGGCUUUGGGUCUGGAGAGCGUAUAUGGAGACAAUGAGAUCGGCAGCGAUGGCCUUACAAAGAGAGAGCGCAAACUCCAAGAAGACUCGGUCGCAUGCGACAAAAUGAUGGACGAGAUGAUCCUCAAGCAAAUUGAGAGUAUCGGCUUUGAAGAUGCCAGCGAAGCGAGACAACGCGAUGGACCGUCUAUGGGAGACAUCUCGAAGCCACGUCGGAUGAAGGCGACCACGAGUAGAGUGAAGUACACCAGCAAUGUCUCCACCGUUCGAGCUCGUGAUGCCGCUGCAGCACUUUCCGGUGCAGAUCGUUCCGCACGAACUAGACAGGUGGCAAUACCGAAAGCCAGGCCCAGAGUUACUUCAGCCUUGUUUUCAUCGAGAAAGCCCCGGAGUCCUCCGAAUCCAUCGUCCAUGCGUCAUACUGCGGCUACUGCGAGUUCUAGAACCACCCUGGGAUACGCCAAGGGUCGGGACGUGUCAUCGAAACUGAGAGGAAAGUCGCCCAAUUCUACGAAACAGUCACUCUCUAAAGGGAUCUUAUCUCCCGAGACCUAUAUGGAGCCGAAUGGCCCAACUCUCGAACGAGAACCAGGAAACCGCUUUCCGGGUGCAGAAAACCUUGACCAUGAAGAGGACCAGCUGCCCAUCGAUAUGGAGAGUAUGCUUCCAACAUACGAAGAAGACGAAGAAGCACGGAAUUUCCAGCUGACUCUCUAA
Messenger RNA from Aspergillus tanneri, 1272 nucleotides. RefSeq lists its product as uncharacterized. The coding region runs from base 1 to 1272 and encodes 423 amino acids. The record is from RefSeq and is a predicted model, not a curated record. NCBI's taxonomy places the organism in Eukaryota, Fungi, Ascomycota, Eurotiomycetes, Eurotiales, Aspergillaceae. The transcript is spliced from 3 exons.